AUGACCCACCCAGAAGACAAACAGUGCCAAGCACAAGCGCAACCACAAUCCUACAUCUCCCCCUCCGACACCAUCAUGUCGCCGACCACCAAGAAACUCUCCGAGAUGAAGGGCAAGAGAUUCGCCUCGGGAAAACCGCAAUCCCUCUUCGCCAAGACGGUGGGCAGGCAGAUCCAGACGAACGGUCAAGCUCAAGCUCAAGCUCAAGCUCAAGGCCAAGCUGAAGCUGAGACUCGAGCGCAGGCGCAGGGACAAGGACAGAUACAAAGUCAAAAGGGUCGAGAUGGAGGAGGGGGAGAGGGGGAGGAGAAUAGUAUCGCCGACUCGAAGACUGAGGCCGCUAAGGAGGAACAAUCUCGACAGGGUUUGGCCGGAGCGAAGGAGAUGCGAUAA
Molecule: messenger RNA, 393 nt
Organism: Endocarpon pusillum Z07020
Lineage: Eukaryota; Fungi; Ascomycota; Eurotiomycetes; Verrucariales; Verrucariaceae
Exons: 2
Coding region: 1-393 (130 amino acids)
Source: RefSeq, a predicted model, not a curated record